Molecule: messenger RNA, 1513 nt
Organism: Metschnikowia bicuspidata var. bicuspidata NRRL YB-4993
Lineage: Eukaryota; Fungi; Ascomycota; Pichiomycetes; Serinales; Metschnikowiaceae
Exons: 1
Coding region: 123-1310 (395 amino acids)
Source: RefSeq, a predicted model, not a curated record
ACUCUUGUAUAUUUUUCGUGGAAACACUCAGAAGCACUCUCGGCUCCAGUUUCAAGAAUCUAGGCUCUUCAUUGCGACAAAAAGAACUAUUUGCUGAGUGUUUGAUCUCAGGAUUUGAAGAAAUGCUAAAGCUCGAGGAUAUAUGCUCGAAGUAUGUGACUGCAAAAGACGGUGCUGAUGUGCCUGAUAUCAAUGCGGUUAUAGCAGGAUACACUGACAGAAACCAAACGAAGUUCCUUUCUGCAAAAGGAGUCAAGAAUAUAAAUACAGGUGCGAGGGCUUCAACAGAUGAUAUUUUGUGUUUUUUUAGUUGCACGAAACCCAUGACUGCGAUGGCAGUACUCAUCCUAUGGGAGCGGGGACGAAUUGAGUUGGAUGUACCAGCAAAACGAUACCUCCCGGUACUCAGUCGCUUUGGUGUUAUUGAAAAUGAUCAGAUUGAUCCAAAAACUGGAGAUUUAAAAUCUGUACCAAAGCUUCCCGAUACAGAUAUCACCAUAAGACACCUUUUGCUUCACACCUCUGGGUUCGCGUACACCUUUACCAAUGUUGACUAUUUAAAGAUCAUUUCGAAAAAGCGGCUAUUCUCUCCUCUGCUUCAAUUGUUCAGUCCCUCAAAUAUGCCACUUGUUUUUGAGCCAGGGUCUGACUGGAUUUAUGGACACAGCUAUGACUGGCUUGGCCUUAUCGUCCAGGCAGUUUCGGGCAAAAAGCUAUCUGAAUUCUUAAUUGAAAACGUGUUUUCAAGAGCUGCAAUGACAAGCUGCACUUUUAAAGUAAGUGAGCCACUGAAUAUGAUAUGUUUACAUGAUAAGUCCAAAGGCAGCUUGAAGUUGUAUGAAAAAAAACUCUCUGUUCCUCUUAUUUCAGAAAUUGAUAUGGGUGGUCAAGGCUGUUUCGGCACUGUAGGUGAUUAUUUGAAAUUCAUGAGGAUUUGGCUCAACCACGGGAUAAGUCCCGAUACUGGGGCGCGUAUAUUGACUAAAAAAACAGUCGAAUAUGCGGUGCAGAAUCAUCUUCCAGCAGGCCAAGCUACAAACUUCCCCAUACCAUUUUCGGACCAAAGUAAUGGCUAUAGCUUGGCUGGAUGUGGCUACAGUGGUAAAGAAGUGGAGACAGGACGACCAGUUGGUGCUUUGUACUGGGCAGGGCUUGGCAAUUUAUACUUCUGGAUGGAUAUAAAAAAUGGAUGUGCUGGAUUUUGGGGAUGUCAGAUUUUGCCCUACAUGGAUAGCAGUUGCAUCAAAGGCUUCAAGGAGUUUGAAAAAGCAGUUUACCUCAAGUAUGUGGGAAGCCAGACAAAGCUUUAAAAAUUGAGAUGAACAAGCAUUCUUUGAAAAUUUUCAAUCUUAUGCUUCAAAAAUUGCAUUGGAAACGCAUAGUGGUCAAAAUCCCAUACCUGAUGAACAUCAUAAAAGCUGCUUAAAUGUGUAAACAUAUUGAUGGAGUCCCUUGAGGCGUACCAUAAAUAUAAAGAAUAUUAAAUUAAUUUGUUGUAGCUGACAUAAAUAUC